Molecule: messenger RNA, 3272 nt
Organism: Pygocentrus nattereri (red-bellied piranha)
Lineage: Eukaryota; Metazoa; Chordata; Actinopteri; Characiformes; Serrasalmidae
Gene: sfxn5a
Product: sideroflexin 5a
Exons: 14
Coding region: 109-1089 (326 amino acids)
Biological process (GO): citrate transport; mitochondrial transmembrane transport; monoatomic ion transport
Cellular component (GO): mitochondrial inner membrane
Molecular function (GO): monoatomic ion transmembrane transporter activity; citrate transmembrane transporter activity
Source: RefSeq, a predicted model, not a curated record
UCUAUUUCGAGCCUCAUGUGGCACCCGCUGAGGCGACCCUCGCUAUUUACUGUAUUAUAUCAAAUUUGAACAGAUUAAUCGUGUUUAAGGGGCUUGUCCUGCUCCACCAUGGCUGUUGAGUCGACAGUGUACCCCGCCUUCAGACUCGGAGAGUCUCGUUUCGCUCAGGGAUCGUUUUAUGGUAGAUUAAGGCAUUUCCUGGAUGUGAUUGACCCUCGAACACUCUUUGUAUCAGAGAGCCGUCUAAAUGAAUGUGUGAAACUCUUAGAGCACUUCAGAGAUGGCACUCUACCUGCAGGUGUGACCAAUGCACAGCUUUGGGAGGCCCAGAAGGUGAAACAGGCCAUCCUCCAUCCAGACACUGGAGAAAAGAUCCCCAUGCCCUUUCGCAUGUCAGGUUAUAUUCCCUUUGGUACACCAGUGGUCGUGGGCCUCUUACUUCCCAAUCAGACCCUGGCCACCACCAUCUUCUGGCAGUGGCUGAACCAGAGUCAUAACGCUUGUGUUAACUACUGCAAUCGCAAUGCUUCUAAGCCUACACCAUUUUCAAAGUUCUUCCAAGGAUACCUGGGUGCAGUCAGCAGCGCAGUUACCAUUGCAGUGGGCUUGAACGUUCUGAUUCAGAGAGCCAAAUGUUUCAGACCAGCUACACGACUUCUGGUUCAAAGAUUUGUCCCUUUCCCUGCUGUCGCGAGUGCCAACGUGUGUAACGUGUUGCUGAUGCGUCACAGCGAGCUGUCUGAAGGAGUUAGUGUGCUGGAUGAGAAUGGGAAUGUAGUGGGCACCUCCAAGAUAGCAGCCAGAUGUGCAUUGUUGGAGACAGCUGUGACACGUGUGGUCCUGCCUGUGCCUAUCCUGGUCCUGCCACCCAUGCUGAUGACUGUGCUGGAGAGACUCCCUCUACUGCAGAGACACCCUCGACUUGUUCUGCCAGUACACAGCCUGGUGUGUCUUUGUGCUUUUGGUAUGGCCCUACCACUCGCCAUCAGUCUGUUUCCACAAAACAGCCAGAUUCACGUCUCUCAGCUUGAGCCAGAAAUCUCUGCGGCAACCGAGUGCAAGAUCCUGACCUACAAUAAGGGCCUUUAACCAGUCAAAACGGUGGAGCACCAUGCGAAAAACGUAUGAAAACUGUAGGUCAGGAGAUCUUCAUCAAACAGCUCUGAAGCUGUGAGUCCAAAGUGCAGUGAUGUAACGAAGCGUGGCGCUAUGCGCAACCCAGUCAUGCUAGAGAAGGCUAUGAGGACAUUCCUCCUCUGUGUUUGGUUCUAACCUGCCACGGAUGUGUGUGUGUGGAAUUUAUUAUCACUUACAUACUGCGACAGGCACGUUCACACACCAGCGCUAAUCACUUGUCUUCUUUGCAUUCACUUGAAUAUGCCAUUGGUUAGUAAGGACAUUAACGCCAAAUCAACAGGAAAUUAACAGCGGAAUGAUGGCCUGAGUGGCAUAAUUUCCUGUGUUGUAGCUUUUGAUAGAAUGCAUGAUUAUAUAGUUGUAUGAGAGGUUUCUGUCCAUACAGCCUUUUGGGAAACAAGGUUUGAGAGGGAAACAAGGUAAAAAUAACAGAAAAAAAGUAUGUGGUCAGUUUUCACUGGUUUCAUCUUUGAUAACAUCCACUCACUGAUGAAUACUGAUGUAUUAAUAACAAGAAACAUACACAGUAAUUACUCAGCAAAUGAACAUGUGCUGCAUUUACCAGUUGAAUCAUAGUUCACACCACAGCAGUUCUCUCGAUCAGGCUGAGCUAGGACUCACCUGCCACUUUCGUUAAAGAUGGUAGAUCAGUAUUAUAGAUGUCACCUCAUUUAUAUGUUUAUUGUAACUUUAUUUUCACAGGAACAGACAUGUCCAUCCUGUUAUCCUCAAAGUUACUAACAUUGCUUGUCCUUGUGAUCAGUUUGACCCCAACAAUGUAAUCCUCCAGAAAAAUAUCAAAGUUCUCAUGUGAAUUAUCAGGGUUUCUCGCACUACAUGUAUGGUUAUGUUAGGUUAGGGUUCUAAAACAAAGGGAUAUUUUUUAAAGAUUAUAAAAUUGCAUGCUGUAGUGACCUCAGCAUCAUCGAAAACAACCAAAACAAAAGUUUGUAAAAUUAUAUAUCUAAUGUUUUUUUUUGUUUGUUUUUUUUGCAGCUAAACAGCCUGGGGUCAAAUUAAGCCUUGUGUAACAAUGAUUCAUGCAAAAUGUGUACAAGACAUUGAAAACAUAUCAUCGUGUAUUUUUUUGUUUACCCAGUUGUAUCCAUUAAAUUAGGAAAAGUGAAUAAAAAAGCAGAAAGUUAUAUCAAAUAAGUAAAUCCACUUGAAGGAUGAUUUAUUCCCUUUGUAAUCACUGAGGAAGUUAAACUAAUAUAUCUCAAACAUGAGGAACAUGAGGUGAUCCAUCUAUCCUUCCAUUCAUCCAUCAAUCUGUCCAUCCCUAUCUAUCUAUCUAUCUAUCUAUCUAUCUAUCUAUCUAUCUAUCUAUCUAUCUAUCUAUCUAUCUAUCUAUCUAUCUAUCUAUCUAUCUAUCUAUCUAUCCGUCUGUCUGUCUGUCUGUCUGUCUGUCUGUCUGUCUGUCUGUCUGUCUAUCUAUCUAUCUAUCUAUCUAUCUAGUUCCUUAGAUAUGACAAAUUGGUUGCAAAUGUGAGAAAUAAUGGUUGAAAUAGGUGAAGAAAGAAUGUUCGUUAAUAGGUAGGUUAAGAAAAGCUAUUAAUUAAAUAAGGCUAUUAAUUAGGGACAUUUAUUCAGUAAACGCAGAGAUGCAUAAUAUAGAUGAGUAAUCUAGAAAAAGAUUCUGGAAAGCAGCAGUGGAGCUGAUAGCGAAUGUGUGGCUGCUGCGUCACAAAGUUUAUGCUGGAACCUGGAAAGCUUUGAAACCUGAGCCAUAUUCAUCCGCAUCAGUCCAGCUGCAUGCAGCAGUACUAUGUAAGCUUCACCAUGCUCUUAUCAGCAUAGUGUUUUGCUUUUCUGAAACGUACUAGAGAAAUAACAAACAUCACAUGCCACUCAGCUAGCAACAUACGUGCAGUGCCUCUGCUUUUCAUUUUUUUUCUCCUCCAGAUUCUCUCUCGUGUAAAAAGACCUUACAAUGAACCCUCCAUAAACCGACCUGCUCUAUUCUAAUAUAUCACUCCAGUUGUGCCUUAAUGUGCUCAUGACCUGUGAAUAAAUAGCAUGUAUGUGUAAGAACAUGUUGAACGCCUUAGUACCAGUCAAAAUCAGAUUAAUACACUACCCAUUUUCUUCCCUUUCAGAUUUCUUUUCAUUAAACUAUUUUAUCUCUGAUUGUA